Messenger RNA from Mesorhabditis belari, 735 nucleotides. The record is from the annotation of a GenBank genome assembly. Lineage: Eukaryota; Metazoa; Nematoda; Chromadorea; Rhabditida; Rhabditidae.
AUGAUCACUCCAUCAAUUCUAUUAUUUCCAUUCAUUUGUAUUGCCCAUUUCUCAAAAACAGAUGCCUUUUUAGCGUCUGCUUUCUCAAGUGUUUCCCAGGCUGGCCGUACCUCAAACUGUGCCGAUUGGUCGGAGUUCGGGCCGUGCUUUUCGACGGCUGAUCGAUCUUUUUGGAGGAAUUUGCCCACACAAUGCUAUCAAAAUCGAUAUAUGUCGCUAAUAACCGGUAUCGGAAAUCCGAUCGUGCAAAAAACGAUGGACUAUGCGGAGCUCUUCAAUAAGUCAGCAAACGCAUGUGGCAUGUGCAAUGUGCAAGUUUCUUGCAGCCCACGUUGCGAUUACACUCCGGGUGGCAAUUCCUUUGGCGUAGUGGACCGUAUUUGUGAUUUGCCGACAGAGCGUCAAGCCUGCGCGAUGAGCCAGCAAGCUUUCGAGCCAUCCACCGGUCGUUGUCAUGUUUGGCCGCCUAGGUACACGACAGCCGUCGAGUUUUUGGGAGCUUUAGUUCCAGAACACAUUCGAAAACAAGUGUGGGCGCUGAGACCACUCAAUUGUAUCAGUAUUGAGAACAAAUGUUAUUGUUGUUGCUCUCCAUACACGCCGAAUCCGUGCGAUGCGCAGUGUACACUACAUCCGUGCUCUCGACGACAUCACUUUUCCACAGCACAGAUUAAAAUUUUGAGACGAAAAUGGUUAGAAGCGAAGGAAAAAGUCGUCGAAGAGGAGAGUAGAGAA